AUGCGUUUCUCCAUCGCUUCUUCUCUCGCUGUCCUUGCGACUAUCUCCAACGUCUCGGCAUGGCACCUCACCGCCUACACCAACGUUCUCGACUGCAACCCCAACGACGAAACAGGAUACCAGAUCCUCGAAGGCAACCAAGGCAACUGCUACACCUUCGGCUGGAGCAUGCCCGGCGUCAGCUGCGCGCACUACACGAGUGGCGGCAUAGACAACCAGGGCUGCAAGGGCCUUUUCGAAGCGAUUGCCAUGUAUGCUCACGAAAACACUAACUGCGAGUUCUUUGCUCGCGAUGAUUGUCGUGGUGUCGGUGCUGUGAGGGAUGCUGAGACUUGUGUUAAUAACCUUGAGAUGUUGGAGACUUCGGGAACUGAGAGAAUUCGUUCUUUCAAAUGUGCCAACACCGAAUGA
Fusarium coffeatum is the source of this 411-nucleotide messenger RNA. RefSeq lists its product as uncharacterized. The transcript is spliced from 3 exons. NCBI's taxonomy places the organism in Eukaryota, Fungi, Ascomycota, Sordariomycetes, Hypocreales, Nectriaceae. The record is from RefSeq and is a predicted model, not a curated record. Bases 1 to 411 code for a protein of 136 amino acids.